AUGGCAAUCACAACUCCCUUCCAGACACAAUUUGCAGUACCUAUGACAUGUGAAGCAUGUAUAAAAGACAUCGAAGGGUCUUUAUUUAAACUAGGUGGAAUACAGAAAGUUGAAGCAAAUCUGAAGGAUCAGCUUGUUACUAUCGAAGGAACAACUGCGCCUUCGGAGAUUGUUAAGGCAAUUGAAGAUACGGGGCGAGAUGCAAUUUUGAGGGGUUCUGGGGGAAGUGAUGGUGCGGCUGUCUGUAUUCUUGAGACACAUGAUACUACUGUAUCGGACAAAGUACGAGGAUUAGUGAGGAUGGUGCAGGUAUCUCCUACAUUAACGUUGGUGGAUUUGACGAUUCGAGGAUUGCAAGAAGGAAUAUACUGGGCCACUAUUAGAGAGGCGGGGGAUAUUUCCAACGGAGCAAUCUCUACAGCAGGUCUAUGGAAGGGAGGUAGUGAAGAUACACCGAGAGGUGCGUUUGGUACCGUGAGUGUGGGGAAGAAUGGAAUGGGAAGUGUGUUUUUGGACAAGCCAAUCCAGAUAUGGGAAAUGAUUGGGAGGGGAAUGGUAGUAUCGAAACAACAUGAGGGAGACAGAAAGUUUGAGAAGAAUGAUGAGAAUACUCUCGUGGGGGUAAUUGCACGGAGUGCUGGUGUAUGGGAUAAUGAUAAGACAGUCUGUUCUUGCUCGGGCAAGACAUUGUGGGAGGAAAGGAAGGAUGAGAUCAGUAAAGGUAUGCUCUGA
Botrytis byssoidea is the source of this 732-nucleotide messenger RNA. RefSeq lists its product as uncharacterized. The transcript has 4 exons. NCBI's taxonomy places the organism in Eukaryota, Fungi, Ascomycota, Leotiomycetes, Helotiales, Sclerotiniaceae. The coding region runs from base 1 to 732 and encodes 243 amino acids. Gene Ontology annotation, molecular function: copper ion binding; superoxide dismutase copper chaperone activity. The record is from RefSeq and is a predicted model, not a curated record. Gene Ontology annotation, biological process: removal of superoxide radicals. Gene Ontology annotation, cellular component: cytoplasm.